UACUUUCUGUUCCUUGCUACUUAAGUCUUAUUUCUCAAACACAUCCUCCUAUUCUGGAAUAAGCAAAAUUUAAUCUGAGUUUUAUAACUUGUUUGGAUUUAAGAAAUGUAGGGAGGAGUUUCCUUGUAACCAAAUUCUUCCUGACACAACAGUUCACCCUGAUUUACCAGUUUUGCUAGCAUUGUUAAGCACAGAGAGUUCAGCUGCAAUUUUUGACUGAUUCAUGUUCUGGUGAAGAGAGAAAAUUGCCCUAAGGAAGUUGUCAUUGCUGAAAAGUACUGAUGAAAAAAAAUAACUCUCCCAUUUUCAGGCCGAGAAAAGACACCUGUGUCAUGGUCUGAGCACGGGUUGGAAAAGACUUUUCAGACGCAAGGCAGAAUAAUGAAGAUGUGAUGGCUGAAGUUUUAGCUGCUGUCUUGGACCUGAGGCAACCUUGAUGAGAAAAGCCACAAAUUUGGAGAGUGGAAAAGAAAGACAGAGGGGAACCUAGGUCCCCGGUAACUGCGGCUCUCUCCUAUCAGACCUGGCAUGCCUACCUCAGACUUCAUUUACAUGUAAACUACAGAAUUGAAGUUUUGAAGGAUGGGUAAAGACUUUCGUUAUUAUUUCCAGCAUCCCUGGUCUCGCAUGAUUGUGGCUUACUUGGUGAUCUUCUUUAACUUCUUAAUAUUUGCGGAGGACCCGGUUUCUCAUAGCCAAACAGAAGCCAAUGUUAUUGUUGUUGGAAACUGUUUUUCGUUUGUAACAAAUAAAUACCCUAGAGGAGUUGGCUGGAGGCUUCUGAAGGUGCUUCUAUGGCUACUUGCCAUUCUCAUAGGACUCAUAGCUGGCAAAUUUCUGUUCCAUCAGCGUUUGUUUGGUCAGUUGCUUCGGUUAAAAAUGUUUCGAGAGGAUCAUGGAUCGUGGAUGACAAUGUUCUUCAGCACAAUUCUCUUUCUCUUCAUAUUUUCUCACAUAUACAACACGAUUCUUCUAAUGGAUGGGAACAUGGGAGCAUAUAUCAUUACAGACUAUAUGGGCAUCCGAAAUGAAAGUUUCAUGAAAUUAGCUGCAGUAGGGACCUGGAUGGGGGACUUUGUCACAGCUUGGAUGGUCACUGAUAUGAUGCUUCAGGACAAGCCUUAUCCUGAAUGGGGAAAAUCUGCAAGAGCUUUCUGGAAAAAAGGAAAUGUUAGGAUCAUUUUAUUCUGGACGGUUCUUUUCACGCUGACAUCCGUGGUUGUACUGGUCAUUACGACGGACUGGAUCAGCUGGGACAAGCUGAAUCGGGGAUUUUUGCCCAGUGAUGAAGUUUCCAGAGCCUUCCUGGCUUCUUUCAUCUUGGUCUUUGACCUCCUUAUUGUAAUGCAGGACUGGGAAUUCCCACAUUUCAUGGGAGAUGUCGAUGUAAAUCUUCCCGGGUUGCACACGCCGCACAUGCAGUUCAAGAUUCCUUUCUUCCAGAAGAUCUUUAAGGAGGAAUAUCGUAUUCAUAUAACAGGUAAAUGGUUUAACUAUGGAAUUAUCUUUCUCGUCUUGAUUUUGGAUCUUAAUAUGUGGAAGAAUCAGAUAUUUUACAAGCCUCAUGAAUAUGGACAGUAUAUUGGCCCAGGGCAGAAGAUAUAUACAGUGAAAGACUCAGAGAGUCUGAAGGAUUUGAAUAGAACCAAGCUAUCCUGGGAAUGGAGGUCCAAUCACACCAACCCUCGCACUAAUAAAACCUAUGUUGAGGGAGACAUGUUCUUACAUAGCAGAUUCAUAGGGGCAAGCCUUGAUGUCAAGUGUCUGGCUUUUGUUCCAAGUUUGAUAGCUUUUGUGUGGUUUGGAUUCUUCAUCUGGUUCUUUGGACGGUUUUUGAAAAAUGAGCAAGGCAUGGAGAAUCAAGAUAAAACUUACACGCGCAUGAGAAGAAAAUCCCCAUCAGAACAUAGCAAGGACAUGGGAAUCACGCGAGAAAACACCCAGGCCUCCGUGGAAGACCCGUUGAAUGACCCCGCCUUGGUGUGCAUCAGAUCCGACUUCAAUGAGAUAGUCUACAAGUCUUCCCAUCUGACGUCGGAGAACUUGAGCUCGCACUUGAAUGAAUCGACCAGCGCCACAGAGGGAGACCCAGAUCCAACAACUUCUAAAAGUACACCGACGAACUAAAUCCACUUAUUGGGGAAUAGCACGAAGAGCAACCUUGAGUGUAACUUUCAAAAGUUAGUCUUUCCAUUUGUAAAUGUAAGGUUUACGUAGCGUUAAGUAAAGAAAUACAAACGAUGCCACAACGGUGCUCAACUUGCUUUUUUCUAGGACUCAUUAUUUUCUACUUGUAUUAUGAUACCUGUGCCUACAGUAUAUCUAACAGUCCUCUAGAGAUUGCUUUUCACAGUUGCACAAGCUACUUACUGACUUUACAGCCUAGUAGAUUAGCUGGUUACCCGCGUAUCUCAUGUCCGACCAUAGUGGUGCCUUGAGACAUUAAACUUUUUAACUGUACCAGAAACGAAGUGUGGAAGAGUCCUCUAACCUGCUUCACAUGGGGUUUUUUGUAUAAAAUUAUUUUGAUCUCUCCUUGAUGUCUGAGCAGGAAACAGAUAUAGCCAAGGUGUGAUUCAGAAAGUAUUGAUAUGUCUUGGUUUCUUAUUCAGCAGCAGAGUUGGUGACUUUGACAGCUGGACUGCAGAGAAGCAUGGUGAUUACCUUUGAGUUUUUGUUGGCUAUCUGCCAAAUACAAAUACAGAUGCAGAAUUCAGUAAUAGAAUGAUAAUCCAGCAUGGGUCACUACUGUGAAAUGUGACUUUCUCCAACCAGUAAUUGCAAUUAGAUGAUAAUACCUAAUUAUGUUUUCCUAAUUAAAGAUAAAUUGCUACCUGAUUAAAAAUCCUGCCCUUCAUCUUUGGGAACAAAGGUUAAGAGGCACAGUUAGGUGAACUCUCAAAUUUAUUGGCAUUUACACAAAGCCCUUGAAAACCAAGGAACUGAAGUUUUAAUCAUGUGAGGGUUGUGCAGCCUACCAUCUACAAUAUUUGUACAUCUUUCUGUAAAUAUGGUUCUGGACAGUGAAAAUUGAAAAACAUAUGCCAACCCUGAGCAAGGGAACUCCUCUAAAAAAUCAUGCCGUGGAACUUGGUGAGGUAGAAAAAAAGAUGUGCAUGAAAGAGUCUGUUUACUGGCUUGUUUUGUGUGUGCAGUUUCUUUGUUUUUGUUUUUGUUUUUAAGAACUAAACAUCGCACAUUAAUAAAUCAGAAUUAUACAUCAGUAA
Messenger RNA from Hippopotamus amphibius kiboko, 3227 nucleotides. It is a transcript of the gene TMEM117, whose product is annotated as transmembrane protein 117. The transcript is spliced from 9 exons. Gene Ontology annotation, biological process: intrinsic apoptotic signaling pathway in response to endoplasmic reticulum stress. Bases 583 to 2127 code for a protein of 514 amino acids. Lineage: Eukaryota; Metazoa; Chordata; Mammalia; Artiodactyla; Hippopotamidae. The record is from RefSeq and is a predicted model, not a curated record.